Contarinia nasturtii (swede midge) is the source of this 2885-nucleotide messenger RNA. It is a transcript of the gene Tango6, whose product is annotated as transport and Golgi organization protein 6. The transcript has 3 exons. Bases 60 to 2885 code for a protein of 941 amino acids. Lineage: Eukaryota; Metazoa; Arthropoda; Insecta; Diptera; Cecidomyiidae. Gene Ontology annotation, biological process: protein secretion. The record is from RefSeq and is a predicted model, not a curated record.
CUUGAACUUACUAUUUGUAUUCCAAAUCGAAUGUGCGUUUCAGCUAAGAAGUACGCAGAAUGUCGAAUACAAAUCGAUUGAAAUCACUGAUAAAAUUGAUAGCAGACGAAGAGAAUUACUCUUGUAAUGUUUCGAUUCGCGCCAAAUUGGAUGAAAAGGCCGCAAAUGAGUUGAGUUCAUUUCAAAACUCAAGAAGCACAGAAGAGUCAACACUGUAUCAAAAAAUUCUGUACGAUGAAAUCAAGUGUCCACAACCAAAUUCAUCUGAGUCACCGGUUUGGGUGUACGCAACAAGUGUUUUUGAAAUAUUGCUAGAGAUCUGUGCGGAACUCGACAAAAGUGAUGAACUUCCAAUAUCAGUGACCGAAACGAAAAAGGUUCACAUUGGCAUUCGCAAGGCCAUCGAAUAUGGUUUAAAACCAUUUCUAUUGGGGGUUGCAACGCCGAUUGAUUAUCGACUACCAUAUAUUAUUGCGAGCACCAAAAUUCUGUUGAACAUUUCGAAGGACAAAUUUUUCCCGCUCAUAUGUACACGAAGUGAUCAACAUCUUAUAUACACCGAUCUGUUAAGUAGCAUAUUUACCAUAAUUUGCAAUGGAAGCGAUGAAAUAAAAACACAGUUUGAGCAACAUUUGCUCGAUUUACGAUCACGACUGUCACACGGUGAUUACUUUAAGAUUCUAUUUCUGAUACAAGGCAGCAAUCAAAAUCGAGCAGAAGCGUCCAUACAACAAAUCACGUGUAAACAGCUAAUGCAGUCACUUCGACAAGCAGGCAGUUUUAAAGCAUUGUGUGAGGCUUUGCUUCCGUCAAUUACCAGUUUGGAUCAAGACGAAGAAAUCGUAAAGAAACGCUUGCAUUGUUGUGCUGUGAUAUCAUCGAUCGUAGGUAAGCGUGGACACAAAAAAGAAUUCUAUCAUCAGAUAAUCGACGAAAUAACUCAGCAUUUGCUGAGUUUUAUUCAAAGCAACAAAUCACAUCAAAUUUAUUUUGUUGACGUUGGCGUUCAGUGUUUGAGUAAAUUAUAUUCGCUUCAACUGGGAUUUAUCCGACGUCAUAUUACCGAUAUUCUGCUGCGAACGUUUGAUAACUUGGCAUUGCCAUGUGAUAUGAUCACUGGUGCUGUUGUUUGUGAAUCGAAUGAGUUUAUUGAUGCCAUUCACUUGGUACAUUUGACGUUCUGUGCAACGGGUCCAUCGGACGACACAUUAGCUUCGGAAAUUUUAACACCAUUCAUGCCGAUGUUCAUUCAAAUUCAUCAUUUGCUAAACGAGUCAACGAAUAUGACACUAAAAAAUGAAAUUCUGGCCAUAAUUGUGCGAUGCUUAUCGAAUCGAGAAAAAGGCGACCUAAAUCGAAUUGUUGAAUGGAUUUUAUACGAAGAAUAUGACGAAGGUGUGAAAUGUCUCCAUCCACGUUUAAAAAUGAAACAAAUCAACGACGAUAAUAUUUCUUUCACUGUUGUCGCCCUUGAAACGGACCAAAAUGAUUUGGACAUUAAUUCAUUCUUGGAGCCAUCGGUGUCACUGGUGAAUGUGCUUAAACAAUGCAAUCACAAUACAUUGAUCUACAAUGUGUUUUUGCAUUUGCUUCAAAUGUUUUCGGAUAGCUUUGGAUCUGCAUCGAAAAUCGUGCAAUCGCCUAGCAGCAGUGAAUUGCUUGGCGGUGAAAGUGAACUGAAAACGGCUAUCGAAAGAAAAUUCAAGCGAAAAUAUUCCGUAAUUCAUGCAUUAAACGAAUUGAUUUUAUUCAAACCAUUCCACGGACAAUUUGCGGAAAAUCAACAAGAUAUUGUUGAAAUGCUGAAUAAGAUGCUCAAUCAACAAAUCGAACAAAUUGAAACGUUCCAGAGAAUAAAUAAAAAAAUAGCAACCGAAGAUUUUGACGAAAUUUUAAUUGUCAUCUUAUCGAUCGUCGGAGAUUUUAUGCAACGCAUACAAAACGAUGAACUCAAAGCACAAUUGGAAUGGACGCUUAAAAAGUUGCGCACUCUUCUAGUCGGCCAAGACAUGAAUACGGUCAUGAAAAAGUUGGAUACCAUGUUGGGUUCUUCGCAGAAUCACGACGAAAAUUCACUGUUCUUAGAGGCCAAAGCCAUUUUAAGUGAAACCCAUUCGGAACCGUAUACCAAAGUCUAUGCCAUCAUGAAUAUGGUGAAAUUAGUGAAUGCAAAAGACGAAGAAACAUGCCUGAAUGCCCAUGUCAUUUUGGCAUUGGCUCUGAAGUUGCUGAGAGAAGAAGAUAGUUAUAUAUUCCUGAACUGUAUCAAACUGCUGAUUACGCUAGUCGAAAUAUUGGAAGAUACAGUUAUUGUGGCAUUGAUAGCCGAAUAUCAUUUUGAUAUUGAUAAUGAUUUGGCUGACAUUGAUUUCAAGCUGAAGAUCGGCGAGACGAUUGUCAAGACUUGUCAAGGACUUGGUGAAAUGUGCUAUAAAUACAAAGCGGUGUUGAUAAAUUGCUUCUUACGUGGUGCCUACAAUCGAAAUGUUGAGUUUCGAACGUCAAACAUGUCAAAUUUGGGAGUUAUCAUGCGCAUUUUAUCCUAUCAGGUUCAUCAUUUCUUCGAAGAGGUGAUGAUAUUAAUUCAAAAUACGCUGCAAUUGGACAAAUAUUUGCCAACACGUCGAGCAGCCGCUUUGGUGCUUACAGAUCUACUGAAAGGAAUGCAGAAUUUGGAGCAAUAUCAAGAGUUUUUACUUCCGAUUUACCGCAAUUUGAAGAGUAUAUCCAAAAAUGAUCCCGAUUUACAUAUGCAAAUACAUGCCCGAAACGGAUUGGAAUGCCUUAGAGAAAAAAUCAAAGAAGCGUUCACAACUGAAACAAAAAUGGAAAAAGAGAUACGCAUUUUUGAUAUUAAAACCGAUGAGAAUGUUCGAUAUAAAUAA